AAAUAAAACGCUAAUUUUGAAGAUGCUGCGCCCUCUACUGUCAUUAUUGUAUAACGCAUUCUCUCAUUUACGUAUCUGAAUCCGGAUAUCAAGUGUUCGUAACUUACCCAGAUGGAAAUGGAGGUGCGUGUUGCAGUUGUUUUGGCUGCUCUGUCAACGUUUUCGUACUGUAGCUCUGCCGCAAAGCUCAUAACUUCUCAGUCUUCAGUUCCUGCCACAGAGAAUGGAGAGGCCACAUUUAAUGUGUCAAUUGAUCCGGACAAUCAAACGGCAUUCAUUGGAAUCUGGACAUUUGGUUCCCAAACUGUUGUGAACUGGGUGGGCACAACUAUCAUUUAUAGAGAAUACUAUGGUGGAAGAGUACUGCUGACUCCUGCUACUGGCACUCUGAAGUUUGAUAAAGUGUUUCUUAAUGACUCCGGAGAGUACACAUUGGUGAUUACAACGGCUCCAUCUUCCUUCAAUCUAAAUGGGAAAGUUCAGUUAAAGGUUGAGCCCGAGUCGGUUUCUGUACCCACAAUCCAGUCCAAUGUGACUAAUCCUGUAGAGUUCAAUGACACAGUGACUUUGACCUGCACAGCCUCUGGCUCAGACGUCUCUUAUCGGUGGUUCAAUGGCAGCUCAGAGGUGUCAGACACUCAGAGGAUUCACUUGAGUGCUGAUAACAGAACUCUAACGAUAUCAGGCGUGUUGAGAUCAGAUGAUGGGCGCUUCUACUGUUACGUGUAUAACCAUGUCAGUAAUGGCACCAGCAAGCCCUUUAGCCUUGAUGUAAAAUAUGGACCGGACUUGCCCAUUUUAUCUGUCAGUCCUUUCAAACCAGUCUAUUCUGCUGGAUCUUCCCUUAUUUUACAAUGCUCAGCACAGUCCAGUCCUACUGCUCAGUAUCAGUGGUUCUUAAAUGGAACUUCUCUUAACAAAAGAAACCAGCAGCUAGAAAUAAGCAACAUUCAGAUGGAUGAUGCGGGUAACUACACAUGUUGGGCUUUUAAUAAGGUUACGCUCAGGUAUGCUGCUGCCCAGAAAGUGAUUGAUGUCAUAGCAAAGAGAGACAGAGAUCUGUCAGCAGGAGCUAUUGCGGGUAUUACUAUCGGCGUCAUUUUGUUUGUAGCCAUUAUAAUAGCUUUGAUUGUCAUUUUCUGGUAAGUUUUUUUUUUAUUUA
Messenger RNA from Polypterus senegalus (gray bichir), 1162 nucleotides. Its product is annotated as carcinoembryonic antigen-related cell adhesion molecule 5-like. The transcript has 5 exons. The record is from RefSeq and is a predicted model, not a curated record. Lineage: Eukaryota; Metazoa; Chordata; Cladistia; Polypteriformes; Polypteridae. The coding region runs from base 112 to 1146 and encodes 344 amino acids.